AUGGUGAUUAAACUUCUUCAGGGGCUCUGCCGUUAUUACAACUUUCAACUAAUGGAUAUGGAUAUAAUAGUAACACAGAUAAGUGGUGUCGGUGGUGGGAGUGAACACGAAGCAUUAUCUCGUCCUGAAGAUGAAAUAAUCAAUAUUUGCAGUGGGUUUGAAGAUAUUCGAAGAUCUAUUCUGAACUAUACUGGCCGUGAGUUCCAUAUUAAUAUUUAUCAAAAUGAAUAUCAAAUGUUUUUUAGCAUAGCUUCUUCUUCGAUGUGUUUUUAUGGUGGUCUACUUUCUGGUUGUCUUAUUUAA
Molecule: messenger RNA, 303 nt
Organism: Rotaria socialis
Lineage: Eukaryota; Metazoa; Rotifera; Eurotatoria; Philodinida; Philodinidae
Source: the annotation of a GenBank genome assembly